AAUCAAACACUAAUCGCCGGACUGACUUGUGUGCAGUAGUGACUCGGUUGAUGAGUCUCUCUCUCUCCUCUCUCUCUCUCUCUUCUCUCUCUUCUCCGAUAUCCAUGAAUACCACCGAGCACCAGCGCUGGUCUCCUCGCCUCCCUCCUCGCCUCCCCCCCAAAAUCUAGGGUUCCUCCUCGAUCCUCGCCGACCCCUCCGCCGCCGCAUUCCGCCGCCGCCGCCGCCGCCUCCGCCGUCCCUCCGCCGUCCCUCCGCCGUCCCUCCGCCGUCCUCGAACCCCUCCCUCCCCGGCGGAGCCCUGCUCCGGCGACGCCGUUCGAGCCCUACCCCCGCCGCCGCCCAUGGCGAAGACCCGACCCGGCCUCAUGGCCAAGCCGAAGCCGGCGAAGAAGGACCUCGACGCCUACACCAUCAAGGGCACCAACAAGGUCGUCCGCGCUAACGAUUGCGUGCUGAUGCGGCCGUCGGACACCGGGACCCCGUACGUGGCGCGGAUCGAGAAGAUCGAGGCCGACGCGCGGAACAACGUGAAGGUGAGGGUGCGGUGGUAUUACCGGCCGGAGGAGUCGAUUGGAGGGAGGAGGCAGUUUCACGGCGCGAAGGAGCUGUUCCUGUCGGAUCACUACGACGUGCAAAGCGCGCACACCAUCGAGGGGAAAUGCAUCGUGCAUUCGUUCAAGAACUAUACGAAGCUCGAGAAUGUCGGAGCGGAGGAUUACUACUGUAGAUUUGAGUAUAAGGCGGCUACUGGGGCGUUUAUACCAGACCGUGUUGCUGUGUACUGCAAGUGUGAGAUGCCGUAUAACCCGGAUGACCUUAUGGUGCAGUGUGAAGGAUGCAAAGACUGGUAUCACCCAGCGUGCGUGGGUAUGACCAUUGAAGAAGCCAAAAAGCUUGAGCACUUUGUCUGCGCUGAAUGUUCUGAUGAUGAGGUCAAACGAGCAGAAAAUGGAUUUUCUUUGUCACCGGCAGCUGAAGUAAAGGUUGACUCCAAGCGUCGGAAGAGAUGAAGGUGAGGUGUCCCCUGGACGUGGCAGUUGCUGCUGGAUAAGGAGCCAUCGCUGUUAUUAUUUGCAGAAAUAGUAACUAGUCGUUGUAUGAUGUGUACAGUGCUGCGUACCAUGGUCUGACGUGACAGUGUUAGUGACUUGCGUGCGUGUCGUAGGAUAUAUGUAUCUGCGCUAGUUUUAGGAGAGUCGUGAUGUAAUCCGUAGUGCGUCCAGGGAGAAUUUGGUUUUGGAGUUGCUCUACUUCCUUUGGAGUCAGACCGUGUGGGGUGGUAAAAACUCUGAAUACCUGGUUUUCCUUCGAAAUGUUUAUUAAGGUUAUGUGAAGCUCUUGUCUUAA
Messenger RNA from Eucalyptus grandis, 1350 nucleotides. RefSeq names its product chromatin remodeling protein EBS. The record is from RefSeq and is a predicted model, not a curated record. Gene Ontology annotation, molecular function: chromatin binding. NCBI's taxonomy places the organism in Eukaryota, Viridiplantae, Streptophyta, Magnoliopsida, Myrtales, Myrtaceae.